Molecule: messenger RNA, 426 nt
Organism: Hibiscus syriacus
Lineage: Eukaryota; Viridiplantae; Streptophyta; Magnoliopsida; Malvales; Malvaceae
Product: membrane-anchored ubiquitin-fold protein 3-like
Exons: 3
Coding region: 1-360 (119 amino acids)
Molecular function (GO): protein binding
Source: RefSeq, a predicted model, not a curated record
AUGGGCGAGGGCGAGGAGUUUAUUGAGCUUAGAUUCCGGUUGUAUGACGGGAAAGAUAUAGCACACGGUACUUACAAGUCGACUAUGACUGUUUCAACUCUUAAGCAAAAGAUCGUUGCGGACUGGCCCCAAGGCAAUACGGUCACACCAAAAUCAAUAAACGAUUUGAAACUCAUACAUUCUGGUAAAGUUCUGGAAAACAACCAAACCCUGGCUGAAUGCACCAUAACAAUGGGUGACCACCCCGAUGAUGUUGUCACCAUGCACGUGCUAGUGCAGCCUUCUAAAUCAAAACGCAGGACAGUAAAGAGCAAAAAGGACAUGCAGAAGCUGAACCGAUGCGGGUGCAUUAUUCUUUGAUCCACAAAAAUGCUCCUUAGGAUUCAACUCGAUAGUGGAAAAAGAUAUAGCUCUUCACAGCUAUAC